This is a messenger RNA of Camellia sinensis, 1005 nucleotides long. RefSeq names its product auxin-responsive protein SAUR32. The record is from RefSeq and is a predicted model, not a curated record. Gene Ontology annotation, biological process: response to auxin. NCBI's taxonomy places the organism in Eukaryota, Viridiplantae, Streptophyta, Magnoliopsida, Ericales, Theaceae.
UGCUUUAUAUGUAAGAGCCACUACCAUCUCUGUUGAGGUUAACCCACUACAGACGCAAUUCAUCAGAGCAUAUCCCGUGAGGCUUCCCCGUUUCUUCUCCUUUUUUUCAUUCUUUGUUACUUUCUUCUUUAUUCUUUCACUUGCUUCGAAUGAUUCCAUUUCUCAUCCCAUCAACUCUACUAAAACAUGAGUAACACCAUGAGACCAAGAAUCAAAGUCAUGUUUCAUUUGGCUUAUGACAGAGGUUAAACUCAUAAAAACCCAAUCAUCUUGUACAUUUGAUCACUCUUUUUUUUCUAAGUUGUUUAGUUUUUUCAUUUUCAAAUGGAUGCGAUUAAUGUUAAACCCAAGAAAGGGCUGAUCGUCAAGACAUGGGAGCGAUGCAGAUCGAUCAAGAACAAGAGUCGACCAUGGGCCCUGCAACGUUCUCUGAAAAGCUGGUCAUGGCCUCGAGCUAUUGUUGCACCCGAAGGUUGCUUCUCAGUCUAUGUAGGACCACAGAAACAGAGGUUUGUGAUCAAGACAGAGUAUGCUAACCAUCCUCUGUUUAAGAUUUUGCUUGAAGAAGCUGAGUUAGAAUAUGGGUACAACAGUGAAGGUCCUCUUGCACUGCCUUGCAAUGUUGAUUUGUUCUAUAAGGUCUUGGUGGAAAUGGACUCCACCAGUGAGAUUCGUCAUGGUUGUGGCUUUUCUAUGGGUCGCUGUGGCUCCUAUCGUCUUCUCAGUCAGUCUCCGUUGGUUGCCAUGAAUAAUUAAGUUUCUAAUCCUUCAAAAGUUUAUUGAAAGGGAAGAGAAGCGUUUCAUCUACUAGAGAAAUCCUUGUGCUUGAUGUGUCAAUGUUUUUUUUUGUUGGAGAAUUUUUUCAUUUUGAGGGUGUAAUCAUUUCAUUUUGAGACAUGUAACAUAGUUUGUUGUGGAGUUGGAAUAGUAACACACCUCCAAUUGUAACAAAAUCAUCAACAAGAUCUUGUGAUUCCAAUAAUACCAACAGCCUUUCUUAAAAAA